This is a messenger RNA of Prunus armeniaca (apricot), 1188 nucleotides long. The record is from the annotation of a GenBank genome assembly. NCBI's taxonomy places the organism in Eukaryota, Viridiplantae, Streptophyta, Magnoliopsida, Rosales, Rosaceae.
AUGGCGGCGAAAUUUGCUUUAGGGUCGGAGCCAGUGGCAGGUUCACUCGCACCCUCAAAGAAGAGAGAGUACAGAGUCACUAACAGGCUCCAAGAGGGCAAGAGGCCCUUAUACGCCAUCGUUUUCAACUUCAUCGACUCUCGCUACUUCAACGUCUUCGCCACAGUCGGUGGCAAUCGGGUAACUGUAUACCAAUGUCUAGAAGGGGGUGUGAUCGCUGUGUUGCAGUCUUACAUUGAUGAAGAUAAGGAUGAGUCUUUUUACACUGCAAGCUGGGCAUGCAACGUUGAUGGAAACCCGUUUCUUGUGGCUGGAGGAAUUAAUGGUAUAAUGCGGGUCAUUGAUUGUGGUAGUGAGAAGAUAGACAAGAGUUUUGUUGGCCAUGGGGAUUCAAUAAAUGAAAUCAGGACUCAGCCAUUGAAGUCGUCGCUUGUAGUGUCAGCAAGCAAAGAUGAGUCAGUUCGGCUAUGGAAUGUUCAUACUGGAAUAUGUAUUUUGAUAUUUGCUGGGGCAGGUGGUCACCGCAAUGAAGUCCUGAGUGUGGACUUUCAUCCUUCUGACAUAUAUCGAAUUGCAAGUUGUGGGAUGGACAACACUGUUAAGAUCUGGUCAAUGAAAGAGUUCUGGACCUAUGUAGAAAAAUCUUUCACAUGGACAGAUCUUCCAUCAAAAUUUCCAACAAAAUAUGUGCAAUUUCCCGUAUUCAUAGCCUCCAUUCAUACAAACUAUGUUGACUGUAAUAGGUGGCUUGGUGAUUUUCUCCUCUCAAAGAGUGUUGACAAUGAAAUUGUGCUGUGGGAACCGAAAAUGAAGGAACAGUCUCCUGGGGAGGGUACUGUUGACAUCCUUCAAAAAUACCCAGUUCCAGAGUGUGAUAUUUGGUUUAUCAAGUUUUCCUAUGAUUUCCACUACAAUGCAGCCGCUAUAGCACCAUUCUCAGCUGUUGUGAGGACGGGACUAUUUGGCGCUGGGAUGCCAUGGAAAAUUCUUAAAGCCUAUCCAAGUGGGUACAUUGGCAUGAAUUUCGCUUUUUAUGUUAUAAAAUAUGCGACGCACUUCGGCUUUAGUAUCAGCCCAGUCAUGUUUAACUCUCAGUGCACAUUGAGGGCUCGCAUGGUUUGUGCUCUUAUGGAAGAAGUGAAGCCUUCGUUGGUUGAGGAGAUUCUGCUAGCGCCAUGGGCGUAUUGA